CAUUUUCCCCAAUCCAACACUUAAUUGAGGAACCGGGAUUCCUCACGUGCGAAGUUGAUUUGUAGUUUGAACACGUGGCUCAUUCAAAAAAGCCGGAAUAUUCAAGAGAUUUUUUCUUCUCGGUUUUAUUUAGAGGCGGCGCCAGUAUUAACGUGUGUGUGACAGUUUCGGUCUUUCUGCCAAAGGGGUUCGGGGAAGACAAAAAGUAGUUUUCGCCUCCUUCUGCCCGACCCACCAUCGUAAGGAAAGGCGGAAUACAUAAUUACAAAUUUAUUUAUUUUUUUGCGCGAUAGACGGGGAGAAGGACCGCGAUACCUCGAUAGGCUUUUCCCACUAAAUACAUCGAUAGCAGCCUAAAUAGGAAGGUUGGCAUUUUCCCGUGCUUAACGCCAUGAAUAAGCUGUACAUCGGCAACUUGAGUGAAGAAGCGAGCCCGGUGGAGUUGGAAAGUAUCUUCGAGGAGUGGAAGAUUCCUGUCAGCGGUCCGUUUCUGGUUAAAACGGGUUAUGCGUUUGUGGAUUGCCCCGACGAGAAAAUCGCAAUGAAGGCCAUAGACAUUCUUUCAGGUAAGGUAGAACUUCACGGAAAGCUUCUAGAAGUGGAACAUUCAGUCCCAAAAAGACAAAGGAGCUGCAAGCUGCAGAUCCGGAACAUUCCGCCACACAUGCAGUGGGAGGUAUUGGACGGCUUGUUGGCUCAGUACGGGUCAGUGGAGAGCUGUGAGCAAGUGAACACGGAGACAGAGACUGCCGUGGUAAACGUGAAAUAUGGUGCUAAGGACCAAGCCCGACAGGCGCUGGAGAAGCUGAACGGGUUCCUGAUGGAGAGCUACGCGCUGAAGGUCAGCUACAUCCCCGACGAGACCGUCGCCCAGGAGGCCCCGCCGUUACCGGGGCGACGGGGCUUCGCGCCCAGGGGGCCCCCCCGGCAGGGCUCCCCGGGGGCGGGGCCGGGGGCGAGGCCCAAGCUGCAGUCGGACGUGCCCCUGCGUAUGCUGGUGCCCACGCAGUUUGUGGGCGCCAUCAUUGGCAAGGAGGGCGCCACCAUCCGCAACAUCACCAAGCAGACGCAGUCAAAGAUCGAUAUCCACCGGAAGGAGAACGCGGGCGCGGCAGAGAAGCCCAUCACGGUGCACUCCACGCCCGAGGGCUGCUCGGCCGCCUGCCGCACCAUCCUGGAGAUCAUGCAGAAGGAGGCGCUCGACACCAAGUUCACUGAAGAAAUCCCCCUGAAGAUCCUGGCGCACAACAACUUUGUCGGUCGUCUGAUUGGCAAGGAAGGAAGAAACCUGAAGAAGAUUGAGCAGGACACCGAGACCAAGAUCACCAUCUCUCCCCUGCAGGACCUGACCCUGUAUAAUCCGGAGAGGACCAUCACAGUGAAGGGCUCGAUCGAGGCGUGCGGCCGCGCCGAAGAGGAGGUGAUGAAGAAGAUCCGCGAGUCCUACGAGAACGACGUGGCCGCCAUGAACCUGCAGUCGAACCUCAUCCCCGGGCUCAACCUGAACGCUCUGGGGCUCUUUCCCUCUUCAGCGCCCAACAUGCCCCCCUCCAUGAUGGGCGGGCCCCCUCCUGGAGCGCAGGCCUCGUACCCCUCCUUUGGGCCGCCGGAGUCGGAGACGGUGCAUCUCUUCGUUCCGGCCCUGGCGGUCGGCGCCAUCAUCGGCAAACAGGGCCAGCACAUCAAGCAGCUGUCCCGCUUCGCCGGGGCCUCAAUCAAGAUUGCCCCAGCUGAAGGGCCCGACGCCAAGCAGAGGAUGGUGAUAAUCGCGGGGCCCCCGGAGGCUCAAUUCAAGGCUCAGGGCAGGAUAUUUGGGAAGUUGAAAGAGGAAAACUUCUUCGGGCCCAAGGAGGAAGUGAAACUGGAAGCGCACAUCAAAGUUCCGUCCUACGCCGCCGGCCGUGUCAUCGGAAAGGGCGGGAAAACGGUGAACGAGCUGCAGAACCUCACCAGCGCUGAGGUGGUGGUGCCCAGGGACCAGACGCCCGACGAGAACGACCAAGUCGUCGUGAAAAUUACCGGACACUUCUAUGCAAGUCAGCUGGCCCAGCGGAAGGUCCAGGAGAUCCUGUCUCAGGUGAAGCGGCAGCAGAAGGCUCCCGGGGCCCAGCCGGUGCUCAGGCGCAAGUAGAGGAGGCUGAUUUCGGUGCCCCCCCCCAGCCCCCUCCUCCCCACCCCCGCUGCCCCAGCGCAGAGAUGUGCUCCAGGUCGGGACAGAGCGCAUCACCCGCACCAACUCCAGGGCAGGUCACACUCGGUUUCGUCAUUGCAACGUCUCCAUGGAAACCGACAUCCUCUCGCAUCUCUGCUGAGAUGGGAUUUUUUUUUUUUUUUCUUCCCUCUUUUUCUUCAAAAAAAAAAAAAAAAACACUCAGUUUUGGAACGGAAUGAAUACCCCUCUUCACUUCCUGGUGUGGAACACAGGAACACACUCAACACUGCGCGCCUGAACACUUCAUUUGCCUUCUGUUCCCUCCGAGUGCAGUAUUGUGUGUGUUUUAAUGAUGCUCCCGCGAUUGCUAAAAGUGAAGUGAUAGAGGGGUGUUUCCCUCCUCGCGUCUCAGUGGGGGGGGGCGGGGCGGGGCAGGGUAGGGGGGGCGGGGCGUGGGACAGGGACAUGGGGGAGGGGGGAGGGGGCGAUUGUUUAUUGGGAGUUGGGGGAAGGGAAACUCUUGUCCCAGUAUUGAUAGUGGCAUUUUAUAAAUUCGGAUGCGUUUUAUAGAGUAAAACACUGCCAGAGCUAUGAAGGACGUGUUAAAUGCUGUUGGCCUGACAACGGAGUUAAUAUGCAUUUUUUACCAAACUACCUCAAGCUUUAGUACCUCAGAGAAGAAAAUGAUAUAUGAAAAAAAUGUUCCUUUCUUUUUAUUUUGCUUUGUGGUAUUUUGUAUACUUUAUAAAGCUGAUAGUUCUUGAACAUUUUAUUUUUUUAAGAAAAUUUAAAAAAUUUUGCUCAGCUGCCAACAGAGUGACUUCAACUCUUUAUUUUACAAACGGUAUAUGUACAUGUGUAUAGUGAGCGUGUGUAUAUAAGAGUAUAUGUGUACAUAUAAGAGUAUUAACUGAGACUUGAAGAGUUGUUGCGCCCUCUGCUGGUGGCUGAUGGGAGUGUUAAAUAGCCUCAGUUUUCCUGAGGUUCUCAGCGCCAUCUUCUGGACAGGACAUGUACAGCAAUUUAGUAAUGCCGAAUAAUGCCAACAUUACAUACUGCAGCAAUGAAGUUU
Anguilla rostrata (American eel) is the source of this 3224-nucleotide messenger RNA. RefSeq names its product insulin-like growth factor 2 mRNA binding protein 3 (gene igf2bp3). The coding region runs from base 392 to 2131 and encodes 579 amino acids. Gene Ontology annotation, cellular component: cytoplasm; cytosol; nucleus. The record is from RefSeq and is a predicted model, not a curated record. Gene Ontology annotation, biological process: nervous system development; regulation of gene expression. The transcript has 16 exons. Gene Ontology annotation, molecular function: mRNA 3'-UTR binding. NCBI's taxonomy places the organism in Eukaryota, Metazoa, Chordata, Actinopteri, Anguilliformes, Anguillidae.